Meriones unguiculatus (Mongolian gerbil) is the source of this 787-nucleotide messenger RNA. RefSeq lists its product as uncharacterized. The transcript is spliced from 3 exons. The record is from RefSeq and is a predicted model, not a curated record. NCBI's taxonomy places the organism in Eukaryota, Metazoa, Chordata, Mammalia, Rodentia, Muridae. The coding region runs from base 1 to 693 and encodes 230 amino acids.
AUGCCCUGGAGGGGCCGGGGCGCAGCAGCCCCCUCAGCACCCCCGGGCCUCACCUGCGGGGCUCCCCUCUGGCUAGCCUCGCCGAGGCUCCGGCAGCCGGGUUCCCGCCGGAGGCGGUCAGCAGCAGAGCCCGGGCAUGUCCUCAGCCUCGCCGACCCACGCGUGGCUCUGCCCACCCGGGAGCGGCUCCCAUGGCCCGCCCGCUCGCCGCCCUCCGGGACCCCUCGCUCCUCCUCCCGGCACUGCUCUCCGCGGCCGCCCGGCCGCUCACAUCACACUCCGUGCUCCGGGCCACGCCUCCCCGAGCGCAGGGCGCAGAGCGACCCCGCGGCCGCCUGGACGCCGAGAUGCCGCGCCCCGCGCAUCCACCGGCCCCGCUGCCUGCCCGCCUCGCUCGCUCUCUACUCUUUUCUCUCACUGUUUGCCCUGUCAAAACACUACCCGGGUCACGUGUCCCAACAACAGCCAACCCACUCUCGUCACUUCCUCCGCGGAGGCUGCGCGCGCCGGUUGUUAUGGCAACGUCGCCGCGCGCUGUGGAGCAGGAGUUUGGGGACCCGUCUACCCGGGAGAGGGUCCCAGAGCAUGGAGAACCCGGAUGCUGGCCUGGCUCAGAAGAACUGGGAUCCAGCCCUAAAUGCAUGCAAUUUCCCUACGGAACCCGUGUCUGAUGUGGUCUGGACAGGAAAGUGAGGAGCCACAUAUGCCAGGAAAGGGUACUUGGGGACCCGAAAGGCUCCUUCCCACUGCAACCCUAGAUUUUUCCUUAUCUGCUGGGACCUAGGAA